AUGGAUACGCAUGAUGCAAAGCCUCUCAUUGUCAACAAGGGUGCUCCUGGAAUCUCAUACUUCACACCCGCUCAAUCGCCUCCUUCGGGCACAGCCAAGAACCCUCAGUCCGAUGGUAGUGCGAUUCCCAAGCUCUUCCAGCCUCUGACCAUUCGCGGGGUCACUUUCCAGAACCGGAUUUUUCUGUCGCCCUUGUGCCAGUAUUCCGCCCAGAACGGCUAUCUGACUGACUGGCACUUGGCUCACCUUGGUGGCAUCAUUCAGCGAGGUCCGGGUCUCGCACUGGUCGAAGCAACGGCAGUCACCCCGGAAGGCCGAAUCACCCCCGAGGACAGUGGUCUUUGGGAAGAUGGUCAAAUGGGCCCCUUGAAGAGAAUCGUCGAGUUUGCGCACAGCCAGAGCCAAAAGAUCGGUAUCCAGUUAGGCCAUGCUGGUCGCAAGGCCAGCACUGUUGCCCCAUGGCUGAGUAGGGGUGAUACUGCUCAGAAGGAAGCCGGCGGCUGGCCUACUGAGACACUUGCUCCGAGCGCCAUUGCCUUCCAGGAUACCUACCCUCAUCCCAAUGCUCUCACAAUCGAGGGCAUCCAAAGAAUCAAGACUGCCUUUGUGGCCGCUGCCAAGAGAGCCGUAGAGGUUGGAUUCGACGUCAUCGAGAUCCACGGCGCUCAUGGCUACCUCAUUCAUGAGUUCCUCAGCCCAAUCAGCAACAAGCGAACCGAUCAAUAUGGCGGAUCCUUUGAAAACCGGACACGAUUGCCCCGAGAAAUUGUCGAGGCUGUGAGGGCUGUGAUUCCCAAGGAUAUGCCGCUCUUCUUCCGAAUCAGCGCGGACGACUGGUUGAAGGGUCAAGACGAAUUCCCAGAAAGCUGGACCGUUGACGAGACAAUUAAGCUGGCCCCGGUUUUGGCUGAGUUGGGCGUGGACUUUCUCGACACAAGUUCGGGUGGCAUCCACCCUGCCCAAAAAAUCAAAGGGGGACCAGGCUAUCAAGCCCCAUUUUCAGUGGCUGUGAAGAAAGAAGUGGGAGAUUCUUUGUUUGUUGGAGCCGUUGGGUCCAUCACAACAGGAACUCUAGCACAAGAACUUCUUGACCAAGGCCUGGAUGCCACUUUUGUGGGACGGUAUUUCCAGAAGAACCCAGGCCUUGUUUGGACCUUUGCCGAGGACCUUGGGGUCGAGAUUCACGUUGCGAACCAGAUUUCGUGGGGCUUUCAAGGCCGGGCGGGUGGUAAAGGGAAGCAGGAGCUGAAGUCGGCUCGAUAA
Molecule: messenger RNA, 1263 nt
Organism: Cladophialophora psammophila CBS 110553
Lineage: Eukaryota; Fungi; Ascomycota; Eurotiomycetes; Chaetothyriales; Herpotrichiellaceae
Product: oxidoreductase
Exons: 1
Coding region: 1-1263 (420 amino acids)
Cellular component (GO): intracellular anatomical structure
Molecular function (GO): NADPH dehydrogenase activity; FMN binding; NADP binding
Source: RefSeq, a predicted model, not a curated record